AUGGCUUAUCCUCUCUCCACAAGCUCCCGUUGGAUCGUCAACGAGAACGGUCAACGAGUGAAGCUAACGUGUGCGAACUGGCCAUCCCACCUACAGCCCGUGGUGGCGGAAGGGCUGAGCAAGCAACCGGUGGACGCAGUGGCCAAGAAGAUAGUGGAAAUGGGUUUCAAUUGUGUUAGGUUAACUUGGCCGUUGGAUUUGAUGACUAAUGAGACAUUGGCCAAUAAUGUCACAGUGAGACAAUCUUUUCAAAGCUUUGGUCUUAAAGAUGACAUUGUUGGCUUCCAAACUAACAACCCCUCCAUUAUUGAUCUCUCCCUCAUCGAAGCUUUCAAGGUACUCUUAUAA
This is a messenger RNA of Thlaspi arvense, 348 nucleotides long. NCBI's taxonomy places the organism in Eukaryota, Viridiplantae, Streptophyta, Magnoliopsida, Brassicales, Brassicaceae. The record is from the annotation of a GenBank genome assembly.